AUGCAUAGGAGCGCGACCAGCCUGGCUAAGGAGUUGGAGGUGUACUGUAAAGCGAUGAAAGCGGCCGGGCUAAUGAAUAACUCUUCAUGUCUGGUUAUCCGCGGCAUUUGUGACUAUGCAGAUUCACAUAAGAAUCAAGGGUGGCAAGGAUAUACGGCAGCAGUGGCAGCGGCAUAUGCUAAGGGACUUCUCUUGGUGGUUCCGGUACAUCUUAUUGAUGAAGUUCCAGCAGCGCCGUCUCCUUGUGGUGCCUCUCGCGCCCGAGUUCCAUUGGAUCUCAAUACCACCCUAGCAAUUGAGGGAUUUGUUGGACGGCAAGCAGAAUUAGAUCGUUUGUGGUUUCACUUGCAACUAGGGGACUCCCCGACACGAAAAGUUGCCAUCCUACAUGGCCUGGGAGGAAUCGGGAAAACACAUCUCGCCGUCCAUUUUGCUCGGGACCACAAGAAUGAUUUUGUCGCCACCAUCUAG
Aspergillus alliaceus is the source of this 471-nucleotide messenger RNA. RefSeq lists its product as uncharacterized. Gene Ontology annotation, molecular function: catalytic activity. Gene Ontology annotation, biological process: nucleoside metabolic process. The record is from RefSeq and is a predicted model, not a curated record. NCBI's taxonomy places the organism in Eukaryota, Fungi, Ascomycota, Eurotiomycetes, Eurotiales, Aspergillaceae. The transcript is spliced from 2 exons. The coding region runs from base 1 to 471 and encodes 156 amino acids.